AUGUAUGCUGACCGAAUAGUGGAGCUCAAGAUAGACGGGACUGUGUUGCCAAGGCUGGCUGUUCAUAAUUCGACGUAUAUGACAAGCUUUCUUGGAAUUAAGUCAUCAGUACAUCGUCAAAAGCUGAGGCUGAACGCGCUGGACGUAGUUUUAUUUGGCCAUCGUGAUCCUUCGACCAAGGGCAAAGACAUUGCUCUUGCACUAUUGUUACUUCUUCUCACAUCGGUUCUGAUUCUUUACGUCAAACAACGAAGACGAGCCCGCCUACAGGUCACUGAGCUGUCACAGAAACUCAAAGAAUUGAAAUCCAUGGAGAACGCAUUUGACCACGAGCAGCAGAAGUGGAAUGAAGAGCGGAGUAGAAGAUCAACGACCGAUGGAAGUGUGAGUCAAGUGGAAGUGGAUAACCUGCGGGUUCAAUUAGAAGCGGCUGAACGCAGGUGUGUGAAGGAGAUGCGAGAAGCGAUUGAAUUAGUAGACCGUCUUCAGAAGAAGACGUCCAGUGUUCUGUCGUCGCUUAAACUAGCAACCGGAGCAUCGUCUUCUAGCGACCAAGUUGACAGUAAAAUCUUUGCUUUGAAGUCUCGUAUGGACAAAAUCCAUGUGCUCACACGUGAAUCUCAAGAAAGAUGGUUGCAAAUCGAGUCCCUCUGCGGUUUUUCCGUUUUCUAUGCCGGUGAGGCGAUGCCAGUCAUGCAACAUUCCGGAUCAUCGUCUCAUUUCUACAGCCACAACUCAGCAUCGUCAUCAAUCUCCUCUAAAUCAGCUGGUGGCGGAUCUACGGUUCACUCCAGCAAUCAAACGCUCAGUACAAACGCCACUACACCGCAGGUUAUAACCCCACAACCGAACCCGGUAUUUCAAGCCGGGCCUUCUUCUGACGGUUCUCUGCACAGUGUGCCCUCCAGUGGUGCCGUUAACCCAACAUCAAAUGGCAUAGCAGGUGGGCUGGCUUGGCCCCAACGAACGUGA
Messenger RNA from Cooperia oncophora, 972 nucleotides. The record is from the annotation of a GenBank genome assembly. Lineage: Eukaryota; Metazoa; Nematoda; Chromadorea; Rhabditida; Trichostrongylidae.